Messenger RNA from Entamoeba invadens IP1, 3141 nucleotides. RefSeq names its product serine-threonine protein kinase, putative. The coding region runs from base 1 to 3141 and encodes 1046 amino acids. NCBI's taxonomy places the organism in Eukaryota, Evosea, Mastigamoebida, Endamoebidae. The transcript is spliced from 4 exons. Gene Ontology annotation, molecular function: protein kinase activity; ATP binding. Gene Ontology annotation, biological process: protein phosphorylation. The record is from RefSeq and is a predicted model, not a curated record.
AUGGAUCAUAACUCUCUUAAACUUUUGAAUCUCACAAAGGCUCAGAUGACUCUUCUUGUUAUUAUACUCGUUGUCGCUGUUACAAAAGGAUACCUUUGUUCAGUGGGAUGCACUUCAAAUUGCACGUCAGACUAUACAUGCCAAGCAUGUAACUUUGCUUAUGAUGAUGACCAUUCUUGCUUACAAUGCGCGUUGAUUGCUAUAGAUAGUACGUCUUCUACGACUUAUGUAAGAUCGAAUAACACUUGUCUGGUCUCAAACAAGAAAAUAGUGAGAGACAUGAAGACUUCAAUCCCACCAGAUGAAUUUAUCACAGAGGUGUUUAUAAACCAAGACUUGACAAUUGACUUGAACGAACAGAGUGAUGUUGAUGUAUCCUUUUGCACUUACAAUUACAAAAAUCGAUUCGGAAAGUGGCUUAAAUUGGAUAACAGUAAACUAACUCAACCGUAUUUGUACGUCAAUAUAACUAAAUUGAUUAAUACAAGUUCAACGGUCUAUUUUGAUAUUACAAAUACACCAAAAACCUCCCAGAAUAAGGCAAAAUGCUUUACACACACUUAUUUGGAUGAUAACACAACAUCAUUUUCUCUAUUUUUACCAUCAGCAAUUUCUAAGGUUGACGACCCAUUUUACUACAUGUUUGUACAUAUUAACGAAGCAGAACGUGUCCGGGUCAAUAUCAAUAUCGUUGAACAGGAAAUUAAAGCAGCCGAUUAUGAAUACCACAUUUCACAAGAAAUAGCAGAUAACUUAGUUAAGAAUAUCGACCAAGUGCUUUUAUGGGUACCUUUCGAGGCUCGAGGAGUGGUAACAAACCCAGUGUGUUACCCACACGUUGCAAUGAAGAGUGUUGUCUUUACUAUGGAAUUUAUUGGAGAUUAUAAGAUGUUGAUGGACGCGACUAUUAACAACCGAAUGAAUUAUAUUCAAGAAUACACCAUCGUUGAUCCAGUCACAAAACAAUUGAAAUGCGAAAAAACGUGGAACGGAUGGAAGUUUGGGGCAUUGGCCGAACAAGAGAAAGCUGGUGUUAUUGCUUCCGUGGAUGGAAAUGUUACAGGCCUCAGAAGAUUCACUAUCAUGUCAGUCUCUCAACAAGACCACUUUGUUGUGAAAUUUAAAGCGAUUUGUCCGCAUAAAUGCAAUGCAGACAAGGGGUGGGGAAACUGUUCGACAUAUGAAGAAAAAUGUAUUUGUAAAGAUGAGUAUGGAGGGGAUGACUGUCAUUUGAAGUGUUUUUUUAAUGAUAAGUGGAAUGAAGACUCAACCAAUAAGUGUUACUUUGGUGCCAACCAUUGUGACCAAUAUUGUCAAUGUGAAGCUGGUUAUGAAAACAUCGACCACUUCUGCAUUUCACAAAAAUGUCUGAGUAAUGUCAUGGACACCAAUGUGAGUUGUUGGGCAAAUUCAGAAGGGUGUAAGGUUGACUGUACUUGUAUGGAAAGGGCUGGAUACUCUAUUGGAUACAAUCACACGUGUAAAAACAAAUUAUGUGGAAAUGGAAUACAAGAUAAAUACUAUGACAAUGAAGGAAAGUAUCUUAGAACAGAAGAAACACUUUCCAAUGGCGAAAUAGUUGGCUUGGUUAUUGGAUGUGUAUGUGCAUUUCUAAUUGCAGUUGUUAUUAUUGGAAUCAUUAUCUUCCUUGUUGCAAAAACAAAGAAAAUUGAUAUCAACAUCUACAAAACACAACAACCUAAUUACUAUUUCUAUAUAAAUGGAUCCCUUCGUAGUGCCCCGUCUAAAAAGGCUAAACACUCCAUUGAUCCAAUUGAAUUAGGAUUUGGUAAUGAACAGAAAGCCACUGAAAUAUUCGACACGCGAUUUGAAAAAGUAGAAGUUAAAAAUCACUCGAGAAAUAAAUGGAUGAUGGUGAUAUUCCACACUCCAAACAACCCAAAAUUUGUGUUCCAUUUCGAACCACAAGUUCUAUUCUUACGACCAUCAGUGACUAAGGUGAUAACAGUGUAUAUGACACUUCACUGCACUACUUUCUUGAAGAGAACAAAAUUGCCUUAUACAGUCUGGUUCAGUAAAUCAAAAAGCACUCUCCAAUAUAUUGCAGACACAUUGAAGAACAAAACUUUUGAAAGUUUUACACAAGACGACAAGAUCUUUAUGGAUAAAUUAUGCAAGAACGUACAAUUAAGAAUACAUAAUGCAUUUACUAUUAUCACAGAUGCAACAAGUUCGACGCAUAUUGACAUGGAUGAAUUGAAUAUGUCAGAAAGUCCAAUAGCUGAAGGAGCAAUGGGCAAAGUGUACAUUGGCAAUUACAGAAGUGUACCAGUUGCCAUCAAGCAGUUUAGAUGGGAGAGUCUUUCAGAUGAAGAGAUGAAGGAAUUGAAGAAGGACGUCAUGUCUGAAUGUGAAAUGAUGAGUAAAUUACGAAAUCCGUUCAUAGCCAAUUACAUGGGUUCUGUCACAUAUAUGCCACAAGUCUCAAUGGUCAUUCAGUUCUUUGUAUUGGGAUCGUUAGGUGAGUAUCUGACCAAAGACAAACAAGACUAUUUACCUUUAUCUUACAAAUUAAAAGUGCGAAUGUUGUUUGAUACAGCUCGAGGAAUGCAAUUUUUACAUGAAAACAGAAUUAUGCACUUGGAUUUGAAGCCAGACAAUUUGUUGGUCAAUUCACUCGAUCCAAAUAGUGCUUGUACUUUAAAGAUUACUGACUUUGGUACCUCAAGAUUUGUAAAGAAAAGUAUCAUCAAAGGAGAAGACAAAGGGCUUGGGACUCCUGUAUAUGCGGCACCCGAGUCUUUUAGAGAUGAAUACACAUACUCUGGCGAUGUCUAUUCCUAUGGCAUAACAGCUUGGGAAAUUUUCUAUCAACGCGAACCUUACUUCGAGCUGAAAAGCGUCUUUGAGAUUCGACAACAUGUUUUAAAUGGCAAGCGACUUGAAAUAGAUCGCACAAUGCCACGACUCUAUAAUGAACUAGUUGAAGAUUGUUGGAAGCAAGAUCCCGGCUCUCGCCCCACCUUUGAUCAAGUGACCAAGAAAAUUGUGAAGAUAGAUGAUGAUGUUAUAAAUCAGACGGGACUAGAUGUUGGAGUGUCUACUGAGAAAGUCGAAGAACUUGUGAACAAGAGAACAAGGAGGUUACAAGAGCAGCUUGUUCAAGUCGAGCGGGAUUAA